Molecule: messenger RNA, 837 nt
Organism: Arachis ipaensis
Lineage: Eukaryota; Viridiplantae; Streptophyta; Magnoliopsida; Fabales; Fabaceae
Gene: NFD2
Product: Ribonuclease III family protein
Biological process (GO): RNA processing; regulation of gene expression
Cellular component (GO): nucleus
Molecular function (GO): ribonuclease III activity; double-stranded RNA binding
Source: RefSeq, a predicted model, not a curated record
UAUUUGGUUCCUUCUUAGCAAAGGAAAGUAAAGCCUUUUUCAGUGACAAAUCAAUUCGGACGCUUCAGCUUAAGUAGCAGCAGCAGCAAGCAGACUCCAAAAUGCGAUCGUCUCCUUCCUUCAUUGCCUUUUCUCUGUUAUUCAUCGCACUCCUACCAUCUAUUCAGGCACACGCACCGAUUAACGCUCACUUCAAAUCUCUUUCGCCGUUUUCCUCCGCUCUCGAAACCCUCCAGAAACAGCUAGGUUACACUUUCAAGAAAAUUGGGCUUCUUCGCCGUGCCAUGACCCAUGCUUCGUUCUCUGAGGAGAACAACAAAGCCUUGGCAGUUUUGGGCGGCAGUGUCAUCGAAACCGCCGUGUCCUUCAAGCUUCUGUCCAAGGACAUUGAUGUUUCGGCUUCUGAGCUGAACAAAAUGGUAUCUCGAGUCUCAAAUGUGGAAUCUUCUUGUGCCGUCGAUGGAACGCGGCUGAGCUUGCACAAGGUGGUUAGAGUUGCUCCCAAUACCAACGCUUCUGCGCCUUCUGUGGUUUGCGGCGCGUUUCGAGCUAUCUUUGGUGGCAUUGCUAUUGAUACCGGAAAUUCAGAUGACGCAGGAAGUGUUUUCUGGAACCUUCAUGGUGAUCUUCUUGGCAAUGCACUAUCAAUGUGAGUUCAAGUUUAUGUACAGUUGUUUGUUUCAUGCUUGAUGCUCAAAGUACUUCUUAAGUUGUUAGUGAGUGAUCUGUGCUUUCUGUGUUGUAGUUUUUAAUCGACCUGAUUACUUUUGCUUUGCAUAUUCGUGCUGUUUCUUUUCUUUAAUUCUGUCAAGUUAUGAAGUCAUUUAGCAACUGUCA